Messenger RNA from Arabis nemorensis, 1434 nucleotides. Lineage: Eukaryota; Viridiplantae; Streptophyta; Magnoliopsida; Brassicales; Brassicaceae. The record is from the annotation of a GenBank genome assembly.
AUGUCAAAUAAAACAUUGGCAAUAUUGUUUGAUUUGGAAUCACAAGAAAGUGGUGGCUCUCCUUCAUUUAUGUCACCAACCCUCUCCAAGAAUCCACAACCAAUCUCCGGCGAUAACAACGGCGGUGAUGUUGGUCGGAUUCCGGUAGAUGAGUGGCUGCCGAUCACAGAAUCAAGAAAAGGUAAUGUCUAUACGGCGACGUUUCAUCUUCUCUGUUCCGGUAUUGGUUUACAAGUGAUCCUUCUUCCUGCAGCUUUCGCAGCACUCGGAUGGGUAUGGGGAAUGAUAAUUUUAACGGUAGGGUUUGUAUGGAAGAUCUACUCUAUGUGGCUUCUUAUUCAUCUCCACGAAGCCGUACACGGAACACGUUUCAGUAGAUACUUGAGACUCGCUAUUGCUUCAUUUGGUUUGAGGCUUGGAAAGCUUCUUGGAGUGUUCCCUAUAAUGUAUCUCUCAGGAGGAGCUUCUUCACUUUUGGUUAUAACUGGAGGAAAAGCAAUACAACAACUUCUACAUAUUAUGUCUGAAGAUGACACUGUGCCACUUACUGCCGUGGAAUGCUUUGUGAUCUUUAGCUGCUUCGCGGUGGUUAUGUCUCAGUUUCCUAAUCUAAAUUCUCUCUUUGGAGUCUCGUUGAUUGGUAGUGUUAUGGCUGUGGCAUAUUGCACCAUGAUAUGGAUUUUACCUGUCACUAGUGAUCUACAAAGGAAUAGUGAUUCUUACGCCACGAGGGAUACAAGUUUCGAUAAUAUUUUCAAUGCCAUUGGAUGGAUAGCUCUUGCAUUUCGUGGGAAUAACCUCGUCCUCGAGAUACAGGGUACUCUUCCUUCUAAUUCAAAGAACCCUUCGAGUAAGACAAUGUGGAGAGCUAUAGUGAUUUCUCAUGUGUUCAUCGCGAUUUGUAUGUUUCCAUUGUCCAUUGUUGUAUAUUGGGCUUACGGAGACAAGAUUCCAGCAACGGGAGGUCCUAUGGGCUCCUACUUGAAACUCUAUGAGCAAGACUACUCGAAACGAGCCGCUUGUUUCAUACACCUUACGUUCAUCUUCAAUUGCUUAUGCUCAUAUCCAAUAAACUUAAUGCCGGCUUGUGACAACAUAGAGAUGGUCUACACAACCAGGAGACAAAAGCCUUGCUCCUUCUUCGUCCGGAUGAUGUUGCGUUUGUUCUUGGGAUUAGUUUGUUUCUUUGUAGCCGUUACAUUCCCGUUCUUGCCUUACCUAGCGGUUCUUAUUGGGGCAAUAGCGUUGCCUGUUACGUUUUCGUACCCGUGUUUCAUGUGGAUCUCUAUCAAAAAGCCCCAAAGGAAAAGCCCGAUGUGGUAUCUCAACGUUUUGGUGGGUUGCUUAGGCGCUUCUCUUAGCGUCUUGCUUGUGGUUGCCUCGGCUUUGCGUUUGGAUGAGCAGGGUUUACAUGCAAACUUCUACAAACCCUAA